AUGUCCAAUCAAGACUACUACGGCGGCGGCGGCGCUCCCUAUGGCGGCCAGCCCAACUACAACCAAGGCGGCUACCCCCAACAAGCUCACAACCACAACUACAACAAUUCCGCGCCUCCAGGCGCCUACGGCCAUUCCCAGCCCAGCUACGCCGCGCCUCAGCAGCAGCAGUCAUACGACAACCGGGGCCACUCCCCCGCGCCAGGCUACAACACGGGCGCUCCCUACGGCGGCUCGCAGCCUCAAUACGACAACAACAACAACAACAGCAAUCACAGCUACAACAAUAGCCAAGGCAUGGGUGCUCCCUACGGCGGCCCCAACGGUGGUGGUCAGUACGGCCCUGGAGGCACUGGAGGCCCUGACGGCCCCAACGGCGAAAAAGGCCUCGGCGCCACGCUUGUCGGCGGUGGCGGUGCGGCCUUUGCGGCGCACAAGUCGGGUGCCGGCUUCCUGGGCUCGACGGGCGCGGCGAUUGCGGGCGCGAUCGGAGCCAACUUUAUUGAGCACAAGUUUAAGAAGCACAGCGGGCACCACCACGGCCGUCGCGAUUAA
This is a messenger RNA of Akanthomyces muscarius, 555 nucleotides long. RefSeq lists its product as uncharacterized. The transcript has 2 exons. Lineage: Eukaryota; Fungi; Ascomycota; Sordariomycetes; Hypocreales; Cordycipitaceae. The record is from RefSeq and is a predicted model, not a curated record. Bases 1 to 555 code for a protein of 184 amino acids.